AUGUUCGAACAAUUCAAACGAUUUUCUUCAGUUCUGAACUUUAAAGAUUUAUUAGAUAACACGGGGCUCCCCAGAGAAGGACUGCAGGCUGUGAAAAGCGAAUGGGAGAGCAUUCGAUCUAAGUCCGUCGAAAUGUUAUCACCAGCAACAGUCUCUACUUCAAGUAAGUUUCGUGCUGUGCCUAAGAUAGAUAUACCUGCUACAACGGAACUCGCAACUAGAUACGAAUGUGAAUGGAAUAUCAUUCGAAUGGAAGACGAAAAAAACUUUCGAAAUGCAGCAAUAGUAGAUGAAUUAAUUCAACGAAUGCUCAAUACAUGUGAAAAUCAUUAUGAAGUAUGCGAAUCAGUAAAAUCAGAAUCAAAUCAAUUACCUAAAGUAAAGGAAAUUAUAGAAGAGAUGGCAGUCACUGCAGGAAAGUUAACAGAGUUGGAGAAAAUGAUUGAUGAGCUUGCAAAAAGUAACGAAGAGCUAGAAUUUGAGGAAUGGAAGCAACAACAACGCCUCUUGUUUAAUCAGCACGUCGAUGAAAAAAAUAAAGAGCUGGAAGAAAAAAGAGUUCUUUAUCGACAACAUUAUGAUGAGUUCUUGACCAAUCAUCAGGUUCAGAGAGUACAGCUUUACCAAGCCAAUUUCGAAGCGCAAAUGGAAAAUUAUCGAAAUCGUGCGAUAGAUUCUUCUAUGUUUAAUGAACAUCCUAUACAGUCGAUAACAUAUCAAUCUGAUGAUGACGUGAUAGCUAAGUUAGAUCAAGUUGUGAUCGAAACAGCAGAUGAUCGAAAUGCCUUAGAAGAUUUUCUUUGUUCGAGUUAG
This is a messenger RNA of Scutellospora calospora, 813 nucleotides long. The record is from the annotation of a GenBank genome assembly. Lineage: Eukaryota; Fungi; Glomeromycota; Glomeromycetes; Diversisporales; Gigasporaceae.